Molecule: messenger RNA, 931 nt
Organism: Populus nigra (black poplar)
Lineage: Eukaryota; Viridiplantae; Streptophyta; Magnoliopsida; Malpighiales; Salicaceae
Product: protein disulfide-isomerase 5-1
Exons: 5
Coding region: 160-603 (147 amino acids)
Biological process (GO): protein folding
Cellular component (GO): endoplasmic reticulum
Molecular function (GO): protein disulfide isomerase activity
Source: RefSeq, a predicted model, not a curated record
UGUCACCGACCGGUGUAAAAGAGAAAACAACAGAUCUCUCCCUCCUCGCGCAGCUGCUCAUAAGAUCUCCUUCACUACUGUGAUGAUAACGAAGACAAUUCCAAGGAGCUGAAAAUCAUCAUCAUCAUCAUCAUCAUCAAUCAGCUAAGAUUAAGAAUUAUGAUAAACCUAAACCGUUCGGUUUCGAUUUGGAUCGUAUUAUCAUUAUUUCUCUCCCUCUUCCUUUCUAAAGCUGAAGUUAUAACCCUAACUCCUGAAACAUUCUCUGACAAGGUGAAGGAGAAAGACACGGCAUGGUUUGUCAAAUUUUGUGUUCCAUGGUGUAAGCAUUGUAAGAAUUUGGGGACCUUGUGGGAAGAGGUUGGGAAGGCAAUGGAGGGGGAAGAUGAAAUAGAGGUUGGAGAAGUGGACUGCGGCGCCAGCAAAUCUGUCUGUUCUAAAGCUGAUAUCCACUCUUACCCUACUUUUAAGCUCUUUUUUGAUGGAGAAGAAGUUGCUAAAUAUCAAGGGCCAAGAGAUGUUGAAUCUCUUAAAGCAUUCGUUUUAGAUGAAGCAGAAAAGGCAGCAGCUAAAGCACAGCUUGGCUAUGAUAAAGAUUUGUGAACCUUUGUAAGGCAAAUCUCCUUUUCAAUAUUUUCAUCUGUUUGUCAUAGUGAUUUAUCCAGAGACGUUGUGGACAUCCAUUAGGGGCAGUGGAGCCUCACAAUGGAAUAAAUUUGAUUUUGCAAACGCCCCAGUUCAGAUUACCUUGUGCGUUGUAGCAGAUAAUAUUUGACAAUAUGCCCAUUUUGGUUGUCAUCUUGUAGGAGGAGGUCUAUUAAGCUGUGAACAAUGGAUGGAAACCCAGUCAGGAAUAUAACAAAAACUUGUAGGCACUGAUAAUGGAUCCAUUGCGAAGUUAUAUCAUCCUUACACAGGAAUUUCAACAUAA